CAGGAUUUCAACAUGGAUACAGCCAGCGACUCUAUCGGGGAAAGUAAGCCGGUGUGUCAGUGUGCUCCCAAGUCCGCGGUCCAGCGGUGGCUUCCAGGGUUUCUCAUCGCUCUGUGCUUGCUGAUGUCCCUGAGCUCCAUCACCGUGUGUCUUCUGAUGGGCUUCAAGACCUUCAUGCUGGAGAACCGCUUGCAGAUGGAGAUGGACAAAGCGUCCGUCUUCCACCCGCCGCACACCGCUUGUCUAAACGAGGAUGGGACUCUAAUUCCAGAGCUGAGCUCUUCAAUAGGGAGGCUCGUUGAAGAGAAAGUGGUGGUGCUGAUGCCAAAAUUGCGGACAACUAGGGAUGUUGGCCAAGAGUGCUCCUGUCCUCCAGGGCCUCCUGGAAAGCGUGGAAGGAUGGGAAGAAGGGGGGAACCUGGUAAGUGACGCUCGCCACCUGGCAAGGCUGGACGGGAUGGAUACCCGGGUCCUCUUGGCUUGGAUGGGAAACCAGGUGUUCCAGGUCCCAAGGGAAGCCAGGGACCAGCCGGACCCAAGGGAGAAAAGGGUGACCAAGGAGACGUUGGUGCAAGAAUGGUCUUUCCCAGAUAUGACCAUGGCUUUCUCUCUGGAGAGCAGUCCGGUAGUUUUCAGAGACGCUUUCUGAAGGGUGACCAAGGCCAGGCUGGACCUGCUGGUCCUCCUGGUCCUCCAGGUCCCCCAGGUCCCAGAGGCCCCCCUGGGAACACAGGCAAGGACGGGCCACGUGGCCCUGCUGGCGAGUCGGGGUUUCCAGGUCGUGAUGGCGUUGAGGGGCCACAAGGAUUGCCUGGGAAGCCGGGAGUAGAUGGUGAGUCCGGCUAUCCGGGACCACAGGGUCCUCCAGGACCAAAGGGCGAGUCUGGUAUCGGAGGAAAAGGAGAGAGGGGCAUGGAUGGACUCCCGGGAUUGAAGGGAGACAAGGGGGAAAUAGGAGAGCAAGGACAACAGGGAGCCAUGGGUUUUUCUGGUGAAAAAGGCGCAACGGGCUCCUCAGACAUCAUCGACUUCAACGGGAAGCUUCUAGAUGCUUUCCAGGCCAUCGACACCAUCAGUGUUUCGGGUCCACCUGGACCACCUGGACCGCCCGGCCCUUCAGGGGAAAAGGGUGAGCUUGGUUUACCUGGGCCAGCAGGAAUCGAUGGGGAGAAGGGACUUAAUGGGGACACGGGUGAGACAGGACCCCCUGGUGAGAGAGGAGGGAAGGGAGAGAUGGGGCUCUCUGGGCCUGCUGGUAUGGAUGGAUACAAAGGAGAGAAAGGCGACUGCAGAAUGGAAGACAACCUGGUUCAGAUGAUUUCGCAGCCAGGCCCACCUGGACCACCAGGGGUCCCCGGGUCGCCUGGAUCUAUGGGGCUGCAUGGUAUGCCUGGUCCUAAGGGUGAGCCUGGAUUCGGGAUGAAGGGAGAUAAAGGGGACUCUGGUGCUCCUGGAUCCAGAGGAUUAGACGGUCUCCAGGGCACAACUGGGCCUGCAGGGUUAGUAGGUCUUCCAGGUGCGAAGGGAGAAAAAGGCAAACAUGGGGACCCUGGACUAGACGGUUUCCCGGGUCUGAUGGGAGGGAAAGGUGAACGAGGGGAAAGAGGAGACAAGGGUGACCGGGGAUCAGUGGGAAAGAGGGGUCUAAAGGGCCAGAAGGGAGAGCAGGGUCCUCCAGGCCUGGACCAGCCCUGUCCUGUGGGUUUCAAUGAGAGUAAAGAUGUGUCUAAGGAGGCAAGGCUUUCUUCUCCUCCAUCUCCUCUUCUUCCUCCUUCCGGCCCUGAGGCCCCCUGUCCUGUGGGACAGGAUGGACUGCCCAUACCAGGCUGCUGGCACAAGGGACAUUUUGAGGAAAUGGCGAGACAGAAGCUCAAACGCAAGCGUCUCUCUCAGCCCUGAAUGGGUGUGGGGCCUGGUGGACAAAGGACACAUAAACAGGCAGAGAGCACAAGGGGCAGAUUGGCCUUUUAUGAAGAAGACUGAGCCAUGUAAUGCCUCAGUGACAUAAUAAACCCUCAGAUCCUCCGUCAUGGAAACUCUCCAGUAAGGGGGGCGACGGAGAACCCUGCAUUUCCACACUCACCUGAGAAGUAAAGACACACCUGUGGCUGAUGAUGUUGCACAAUAGCUUCAUAACCAGUCGAAGUUAUUUGGGAGUCACUGAUGUCACUGGCACAUAAGGAAGGAUAUACUGCACAGAUACUUUGAACAAGUUGUGGGGAUCUCUUGUAUGGCUCUUUCGUAAAGGCUUUCACUAGUUAAAUACAUGAUCAUAACAAAGCACGGUGGUGUUUAGCAUCCCGACAGCUGUAUCACUUCCUCACUGAAAGCUCAAAUUAAAGUAGAUUCCUUUGCAUUUACAAUAAGCAGUUUUAAUAGUCUUUCCAUUUGAACAAGCCACUCAGAAAAGUCAGUAAGUCUACCUUUUUAAGACUUGCACUUGUGGCAGUGGUGACAUGUUUUCUUUUGUUAUAUUAUUACCAGUUUUUGUCCAGUUACAGUUUGCAUUCCUGUGCAUUGACAUGUUUGUGGAAUAUAUAGAUUGUGAAACUUCAAGGCCAGAUUUGAAGCAACUAUUUACAGUAUUAGUAAUAAACCAGUGUUUUUUUCUUGCCUUGACAAAUCAUUGCCAGUCAAAUAUUUUCUAUAAUGUUGCUGCAUUUUAACUGAUUAUUAUCCUUUAAUCACUGAUGAAGACAUGUUUAAUUUACUGUUGCCAAUUUGCUCUGGACAGUGUAAGUUCUUGCUGCUGACUUAAACUUGUGUUGUUUGUUUGAUAUUGUUUAAUCAAUAUAAUUAUUUGAAUUGAAGGACUAACAGAUUACAAUAUGAAAUUUGAAUCAAAUGUAUACACAACCAUUGUUUUUGGGGUAAUCUUUUUUUUCAGCAGUACACCUCUGGACAAUGGUUUAUAACUGUCAGUUAUUUUUGCAUUUUGAGUGUGUGAUUUUUUUCAAUUAUCACAAAAACCUUUUAAGUCUUUACUAUCAAAUGACUUUUACUGGUGUGUUUUGGUCUUUCGAAUACAUUUUUCUCAGAUGGAAUAAUUCCAUGGUGCUUAUAUACUUUAAUGUACACAUUUUAAAGCUAUACUCUGCAUAUGCAAAAACACACACAUGUCCACAAUAACACAUGUAUCAUUGUUUAAAGGAAUGUUGAACAUAAAUGAAACUUGGGUUUACUAAUGUACUAAUAUCAAAUAUUUGGCUACAUAUAUACAGGACAGAGAUUCAUGGAAUCAAUAUUUGGUCCUCUUUACAUGGACAGAAAUACAUACACCUGAAUGGAAAAUUCUGGUUAAGUUUCUUAGAGGAUGUCUGUAUAAUCUAAAUAGAUAUUAGUUGAACUUUUUGAUACAAUAUGAAUAGCAUUAAGCAAUAUAUUCUGGUCAAUCGCUGGGCAUGACUGAGGAUCAAUCAUUUACAACAUCAGAAUGUUGUUUAUUUAUUUUGAUGAUCUAUAUUCAACAUGGACAUACAGGCUGCUAAACAUAGCUAAUUCCAAUUAUAGUAGGAUUGUACACAAUAUCUUCAAAUUAAUCGGAGGAAUACAAAUAUACAUUUAUAUGGAUAUAUGUUAUUCCAAUGAGGUACUCGUACCAGAAGGAUAACAGUGUUGGUUCAUAGUUUCUACUGAAUCCAGAAAACACACAGGACAUUAGUUAUGCUGACUAAUGGUGUCAAUUUGUAAAUAAACAUAUCCACUGGCUCAUAUUACGUCCCAAUGAUAGAGACCAGAUAUCAGUACAAUGUGGAAUUACUGACAUCACUCAAUUUAUUUCCAUAUCAGUGGGAUAAAUAUGAUGAACAGUGCUGCAUCGCUCAUUUAUACAGUUAAAGGUAUUCUAUAGACCUUUUCUAUUAAAAACCAAACAUGUAAAGGAGUUGCAUUUCAUUAAGAUACAAUAGAAUAGCUGGCAUACAAACUUUAUUUGAAAAUCAUUCAAAAAAGGUUUGUUGAAUGAGAAGUAACUGAAAGCAUAAUUUCACUGGAAGCUGAUGGUUAUCUGCCACUUAACAUUAUCAUAUGUGUUUAUUUCUUUUGCAGAUUCUAUCAAUUUUAGUUGUACGGCGUAAUGGAGUCAGUAAAUGGCACAGUGUCUGAAUACAGUUGUGUGUUUUAGUCAUACUCAGUAUCACAGUACUAGAUUGAUUUUGUGAGAAUUACUUUGGUUGUGUAUUUGGUUGUAAAGGAAUGAAGCUAUUUUUGUAAUUACUUGUCUAAAAAUGUAAAACAUGA
Molecule: messenger RNA, 4239 nt
Organism: Cyclopterus lumpus (lumpfish)
Lineage: Eukaryota; Metazoa; Chordata; Actinopteri; Perciformes; Cyclopteridae
Product: collagen alpha-1(XXIII) chain
Exons: 32
Source: RefSeq, a predicted model, not a curated record